Messenger RNA from Amborella trichopoda, 4802 nucleotides. Its product is annotated as Leucine-rich repeat protein kinase family protein. Gene Ontology annotation, molecular function: protein kinase activity; ATP binding. The record is from RefSeq and is a predicted model, not a curated record. NCBI's taxonomy places the organism in Eukaryota, Viridiplantae, Streptophyta, Magnoliopsida, Amborellales, Amborellaceae. Gene Ontology annotation, biological process: protein phosphorylation.
AGACAUCAAACAAACAUUUUAGAGAGAGAGCGAGCUCGAAAUUUUAGAGAGAGAGGAGCUAAAAAAUCAAGCGAUUACAGCGUACAGGGAGAAAUGGAGACAAAUGCUUUCUUGUCCUAGGUAAACGAACAAUGGUGGCCAUCCUUAUCAGAAAGCGAAAGGCGAAAGAAUGCCCAUCUUCGAAACCCUUGCCCUUUUACAGCCGCACCAUUUUUGUAGCGGAGAUGUUUCAGAAGAGAAUAAAGGCUCGAUUCCCUUACUGGAAUCUGCUUUCUCUCAGUUCAAAGCAGGAGCUCGUACAAGCUUUACGAGAAAGAGAAAAAAAGCCCUAAUUUACUGGACUUAAAGCGCUUGAUGCUCUUCUUAAAUCCAGACCUAAUGAUACCUCUGUUGAAACCAUAGAAGAAGGCCGUUUCUUAAUUGCACAAUCCUCAGUAAACCAGAUAUUCCACUUUUUUUUCUGGUUCCUGAAUCAUUAGUUUUACUUGAAAACCAAGAUCUAAUGAUGUUUCCAUUGAGACCAGAGAAAAGAUCGUUAAUAUUAGCCCACUGCAGAGCGAUCAGUUCCAUCAUCAACAACAGGGAGAAAACCCUAUUUUUUAUGGACCCCAUAGGUAUCUUCAAACGCAAACUCCACUGAAGCCCUUACUUUUGUGGACCUUAAACCAGAGUGUAUCUCCUAUAGUCAAGCUUCAAUGAUAUUUUUCCACAGAAGACAGAAAAAACCACGGGUUUUACUUUUUUUUGAAGCCAUGUCCGGGUAAAAGUCUCCAUCUAUUGUCGCUUAGCGCCAUGGAAGUUACAGAGCAUUCUGCCACGUUUCUUUUACCCACUGGACCAUUACCAUGACCUAAAUCCGUGACCAUAAGUGACAAGCCACAUCCGUCAUUCUAAUUCGUCCCUUGCUCAGCUGUACCUGUAAAUUUCAGAAUGUGAGUUACAGGAAGAGGCUCGUAGAGCGAGAAACAGUUGGUGUCAUGGCGUCACUUUGUGUGAUAGGGAAUACAAUCUCUGCAAAUUAAUAUACCAACCAUGGACUAUGAGGUAUUUAGCCUGAUCCUUGACUGAAAGCAUAAAAGAUUCCCACAGGAUAAAAUUUUUAGGGUUUUGAAGAGAUUAAAGUUUGCUACAGUGAAUUUUGGAUCUGAUAGCUAUUUCCUUUGUAUUUUGGAAUGUUAAAGGAUUUAGUGGAGGUUUAGUGAUUUUAGAUUAUGUAAUGGAGGUGGUAAAAAAUUUACCAGAGUUUCAUUGAGAAGUAGUAUGAAAUGGUAAAAGGUAUUGAUGUCUGUUGAGGCUAGUUUUGGAGGUGGUGAAAUAUUUAAAGAAAGUUCCUCAGAAAAAAGGAAGAUUUCUAGAUGAAACCACCUGAUUUGAGUGUGUUUCAAGGGACUUGUUAGAGGAUUCACUGGAAUGUACUGGCCUUCAAUAAGGUUUUAGUGGAGUCUUCAUUGAUUUUCACUACUGAAGAUAGCAAAAAUUGGAUAAGUUAGCUGUCUCUGAUAAAUUUUGAUUUCCAUGAAGUGUAAAAAGCCGAAGAAAUGAGGACCUUCAAUUAGUUUUCAGACUAGGAAAAAGAUAAAAGUACCAGUGAGCUAACAUCUUUUGAUAUUAAUCAAGCCAUAGGAUUUCUUUUGUAUUUAUUCAGCUUGAAGAACUGCUAAAUUUAGGGAAGAUUGGAGCUGGUGUUCCAUCUCAUUUAUCAAGAGUUGUGGUUGUUAGUUGAUAAGGGGGAUUUCUGGCUUUUAUAAGGUUUGUAGUAUACCUACUUCUUCAUUUUCAUGGAUUCAAGGUUCUGGAUCUUGGCCAGCUGAAAGGAAGGUAUCUUUAAUGUGCAAUAAACUUUUCUGAAGUGCAAAAAAUAGCUUGUCUACAAGUGAAUCUAUCUUCCUGGUCUUUGCUUUUGGGAGCUGAAGCUUAUUAAACCCUCUUCUGAGCUUUUAGAUCCCUUAAACCAGUUUCUAAACAUGGUGAAAGGUGAAAAUCUUCCUUUUCUUCUUCUAUGGGUUGCAUUAAUCCCAGUAAUUAUCUUGAUUUUUCUUCCUUGUACCCUACAGUUACAGUCCUCUCAGGCCCAAGCCCUUCUAAGAGUUCAAAGACUUUUAGGAUUUCCUGCUGUUCUAAGUAGCUGGAAUAACUGGACAGAUUUCUGCAACACCCCUCCUGCCUCAUCUUUAUCGGUUGUAUGUUAUGAAGAGAGCAUAACCCAAUUGCAUAUAGUUGGAAGCAAAGGAUCUCCUCCUGUUAAACUUAAGAGAACCCAAAACUUUACUGCCUCAGAUUAUGAGUUAUUGCCCACUUUUUCCAUUGAUUCCUUCUUAACCACUCUCACUGGUCUUCCAAAUCUAAAGGUCCUUUCUUUGGUUUCUCUUGGUUUAUGGGGUCAAUUACCACCUAAAAUUGCGCGUUUAUAUUCAUUGGAAAUACUCAAUGUGAGCUCAAAUUUCUUUUAUGGACGAAUUCCCCAAGAGAUUUCACUUUUGAGGAACCUUCAAACACUUAUAUUGGAUGAUAAUUUGUUUACUGGUUCUGUUCCUGACUGGUUCAGUGCACUUCCAGUUUUGACUGUGUUGAGUUUGCGAAAUAAUUCAUUUAGCGGGUCUCUCCCAUCUUCAUUAAAGACAAUGGAAUCUCUGAGAGUGUUGGUCCUCUCUACUAAUCAAUUAUAUGGGGAAGUUCCUGAUAUUAGUAGUUUGACAAACCUUCAGAUAUUGGAUUUGGAGAACAAUAACCUAGGACCCCAGUUUCCCAUCUUAGGGAAUAAGAUUGUCAAACUUGUGUUGAGGAAGAACAGGUUCAGCUCCAACAUUCCUUCUGAAAUUGCGUCUUGUUUCCAGCUGAAAAAGUUGGACUUGUCUUUCAAUAGGUUUCUCGGGCCACUCUCGCUAUCUUUGUUCUCUCUUCCUGCCAUUGAGUACUUGGAUUUGGGUGGAAAUAAAUUGACUGGGAUGCUUUCUGAGAAUAUAUCGUGUAAUAAUGGGCUACAGUUUGUUGACAUUUCUUCAAAUCUUUUAACUGGGACUUUGCCUCAUUGUCUUGAACCGAAUUCUAGGGGAAAGGUUGUCCGCUAUGCAGGGAAUUGCUUGGUGAAUGACACCCAAUAUCAGCAUCCAUACUUGUUCUGCAAGAAUGAAGCCUUAGCAGUGGGAGUCCUACCUCGAAAUGGUAAAAAGAAAGAAUCUGAGAAAGUGAUUUUUCUUAUCGGUAUUUUAGGAGUGACUGGCGGAAUGGUGGUAUUGGGUCUCUUUAUUUGGGUAUUUAUUAGAAGAUCAAGGUCUAGAAAACCAAUAAAAAGAUCGUCUCGGAGAUUGGUUAUAGGGAAUGCUUUGGCUCGAUUGCCCUCAAAGGUGCUCGCAGAUGCCAGGUAUAUAUCUCAGACUAUGAGUUUGAGUGCCCUUGGCCUUCCACCAUAUCGCAACUUUUCUCUAGAGGAGCUUGAAGAGGCCACAGACAAUUUUCACACAUCAACGUUCAUGGGUGAAGGAUCACAUGACCAAAUGUACAAGGGCAUCCUAAGUGAUGGUUCCGUGGUUGCAAUUCGAUGCUUGAAGUUGAAACAGAAGUACAGCCCUCAGACUUUUUUACCCCAUAUUGAACUGAUUUCAAAAAUUCGGCAUCGCCAUUUAGUCAGUGUUCUUGGGCACUGUAUUGAGUGUUAUUUGGAUGAUUCAACUGUGAGCCGACUCUUACUCAUCUUUGAAUAUGUGCCUUAUGGGACUCUUAGAGCCAAUGUUUGUGAGAGGAUGGGUGGGGAACCACUUUCCUGGACACAAAGGCUAGCAGCUGCUAUUGGCGUAGCAAGGGGCAUUGAGUUUCUACACACAGGUGUUGUUCCAGGUUUAUUUGACAAUGAUCUGAAAAUAACAAAUAUAUUGCUGGAUCAAAACCAUGUUGCAAAAAUUAGCAGCUACAAUCUGCCUGUUCUAGCAAAUAAUAUGAAAAGCGAGUUGGGAGCUCAAGGACCAGGCAGUGGACGAAAAGAAUUUGAUAUCAGUAAAAGGGAAAAACGGAGAGAUGCGGCUGAUGUUUAUAACUUCGGGAUCAUCUUGUUGGAGGUGAUCAUGGGAAGAGCUAUCGAAGCACAGAGUGAAGUGGACACUUUGAGAGAUCAGCUACAACAAUGCGUGAUUGAGAAUCAAGAGUGUCGCAGAAGUGUGGCUGAUCCAUGGAUUACUGACGAGUGUGUGGACGAGUCGUUGAGAACAGCAAUGGCAAUCGCUGUUAGAUGCCUAUGUAAAGAGCAUGAAGAUCGACCUUCCAUCGAAGAUGUAUUGUGGAAUUUGCAGUUUGCUGCACAAGUGCAGGAUGCAUCAUCGCAAGGCAGUGAUGGAUCUCCAAAUAACACUUCUGAUUGAUAAGAAAUCCACUUGGAAGGUUUCAGACUUCUCAUUAGUGGAAUUCCAUGCAUUAUUUUUUCCAGAAGUGGAUAUCGAUGCAAAGACUCAAGGAGCCUCUGAGACUUCUAUGGCUCAAUGAUGAGAAAAAGUACGGUUUAAAUUUCUCCAGAAAUGAAAACAGAAACUUGCCUCAUGAUCAAAUAGAUAAGAAAUCUCAAAGCACUUCAGAGUGAAAUUGGCAGUCUUGUCCUCUGUUGAGAUGUACCCGUGGCUGAAUUAGCAGUGCUUAAUCUAAAGCUUAGAUGGGACAUGAAGUUGGUUUUGCCUACCGAUAGCGAGUGAGUGGGCUGAAUUCUUUCGUGUUAAAUGAUUCGUUUUUCAGACUUUGCCAUACGUACUUAUUUCUGCCAUUUUUGAGACUGAGUUUUUUAGUUGGUUAAAUGAAGCUUUUGCCAUUAUUGAGAGCAA